Dryobates pubescens (Downy woodpecker) is the source of this 2664-nucleotide messenger RNA. It is a transcript of the gene ELMO2, whose product is annotated as engulfment and cell motility 2. The record is from RefSeq and is a predicted model, not a curated record. The transcript has 23 exons. NCBI's taxonomy places the organism in Eukaryota, Metazoa, Chordata, Aves, Piciformes, Picidae. The coding region runs from base 257 to 2458 and encodes 733 amino acids. Gene Ontology annotation, biological process: cell motility; actin filament organization.
GGCGAGCCGCGCCUUGGCGGGGCCGCCGGAGCUGCCGGGCGGCCGGAGCGCGGAGCGGCCGCGGCGGGGCCGGCCUCUUACUGCCAGAUGAAGCCCAAACCAGCAUGUCUGACACCUGCCUGGGACCAAACCCUGCUUAUUCCCUGUGGCAGAUAAAGGAGUGAAAGGUGGCCCUCCAGAGCAAAUGCUGAGUUAACUUUCCUCCUGUGGAGUGGGGUGUAUGCUGUUGUGAAGGCACUUGGAAGAGCCUGGAGCAAUGCCACCACCUUCAGACAUUGUGAAAGUAGCUGUUGAGUGGCCAGGUGCCAAUGCCCAGCUGCUGGAAAUAGAUCAGAAAAGGCCUCUUGCUUCUGUCAUCAAGGAGGUCUGUGAUGGGUGGUCACUGCCAAACCCCGAGUACUACACCCUGCGCUACGCCGAUGGGCCCCAGCUGUACAUCACAGAGCAGACUCGCUGUGACAUCAAGAAUGGAACUAUCCUACAGCUGGCAGUUUCCCCAUCCAGGGCAGCUCGCCAGCUGAUGGAGAGGAUCCAGUCUCACAGCAUGGAAGCCCGACUGGAUGCCAUGAAGGAUCUGGCUAAGCUCUCAGCAGAUGUGACCUUUGCCACUGAGUUCAUCAACAUGGAGGGGAUUACAGUGCUGACACGGCUCGUGGAGAGCGGGACCAAGCUUCUGUCCCAUUACAGUGAAAUGUUGGCUUUCACCCUGACUGCCUUCCUGGAGCUCAUGGACCAUGGUAUUGUCUCUUGGGACAUGGUCUCAAUAACCUUCAUCAAACAGAUUGCAGGGUAUGUGAGCCAGCCCAUGGUAGAUGUCUCCAUCCUCCAGAGAUCCUUAGCCAUCCUAGAGAGCAUGGUGCUAAACAGUCAGACACUGUAUCAGAAGAUAGCAGAAGAGAUCACCGUGGGGCAGCUCAUCUCUCAUCUGCAAGUCUCAAACCAGGAGAUUCAGACAUAUGCCAUUGCCCUCAUCAAUGCCCUCUUCUUGAAGGCACCUGAGGACAAGAGACAGCAGGACAAGCUGCUUAACCCGCUAGACCUGCCCAUCACUGAGAUGGCUAAUGCAUUUGCCCAGAAGCACCUGAGGUCUAUAAUCCUGAAUCAUGUGAUCAGAGGAAACCGCCCCAUUAAAACCGAAAUGGCUCAUCAGCUCUACGUGCUGCAGGUCCUCACCUUUAACCUCCUGGAAGAGAGAAUGAUGACCAAGAUGGAUCCCAAUGAUCAGGCACAGAGAGACAUCAUAUUUGAGUUGAGAAGAAUUGCAUUUGAUGCAGAGUCUGACACCAACACCGUCCCUGGCAGUGGAACAGAGAAACGCAAAGCCAUGUACACCAAGGACUACAAGAUGCUGGGAUUCACUAAUCACAUCAAUCCAGCCAUGGAUUUUACUCAGACCCCUCCAGGGAUGCUGGCACUGGACAACAUGCUCUACCUGGCCAAAUUUCAUCAGGACACCUAUAUCAGAAUUGUCCUAGAGAACAGCAGUCGAGAGGAUAAGCACGAGUGCCCCUUCGGGCGCAGCGCCAUCGAGCUCACCAGGAUGCUCUGUGAGAUCCUGCAAGUUGGGGAGCUCCCCAAUGAAGGCAGGAAUGACUAUCACCCCAUGUUCUUCACCCAUGACCGUGCAUUUGAGGAGCUAUUUGCCAUCUGCAUCCAGUUGCUGAACAAGACCUGGAAAGAAAUGAGGGCAACAGCAGAAGAUUUUAAUAAGGUCAUGCAGGUUGUGAGGGAGCAGAUCACCCGGGCUCUUCCCUCCAAACCAAAUUCCCUGGACCAGUUCAAGAGCAAACUGCGCAGCUUGAGCUACUCUGAGAUCCUGCGACUGCGCCAGUCUGAGAGGAUGAGCCAAGAUGACUUCCAGUCCCCACCUAUCGUGGAGCUGAGGGAGAAAAUCCAGCCUGAGAUCUUGGAGCUGAUCAAGCAGCAGCGCCUGAACAGACUCUGUGAGGGGAGCAGCUUUCGCAAGAUUGGAAACCGCAGGAGGCAAGAAAGAUUCUGGUAUUGUCGCCUCGCUCUGAAUCACAAGGUGCUACACUAUGGAGAUCUGGAAGAUAAUGCCCAGGGGGAAGUGACCUUUGAAUCUCUACAGGAAAAGAUUCCAGUUGCAGACAUCAAAGCCAUUGUCACAGGGAAGGAUUGUCCACACAUGAAGGAGAAAAGUGCACUGAAACAGAACAAGGAAGUGUUAGAAUUGGCCUUCUCAAUAUUGUAUGAUCCUGAUGAGACCCUGAACUUCAUUGCACCUAAUAAAUACGAGUACUGUAUCUGGAUUGAUGGGCUUAAUGCUCUCUUGGGGAAGGACAUGUCCAGUGAGCUGACCAAGAGUGACCUGGACACCUUGCUGAGCAUGGAAAUGAAGCUGAGACUCCUGGACUUGGAGAACAUCCAGAUCCCCGAAGCACCGCCGCCCAUCCCCAAGGAGCCGAGCAGCUACGACUUCGUGUACCACUAUGGCUGAGGGGGACUGAGCCGCCCGGGCAGCCCCGGGCCGGCGGCGGGGGUCUGGCUCGGCUGUGACUCGCAGGGGGCCCGCGGCGGGCGCAGCUCCCGGCGCGCUGUGCCGCCGUGCCGGGAGCGGCGGGGCGGGCUGCUGUAUCGGUACAAUAAUAACAAGUUCCGCUGUCUGCCGCUGCCGCCUCCGCCUUUUCCCGCCCGGACCCCGCC